CGCUCCGCUCGCCUGCGGCCCGAGGAAGGACAUUUCCCAGGAGGCGUCGCGGCCGCGCCGCCCCGCUUCCGGCGGCGAAAGAUGGCGGCUUCCUAGCGAGUCGGCGGCUGAGGUGGAGGGAGGUCCAGGCUACGGCAUAGCUGGAUCCAGGUGCUCACAAGUCUGCCUGCCGUUUUCUGGGGAAGGAUCCUGGCUUCCCCCAUGUCUGCUCCAUCCAGCCACUCAGGAGCCAUGGAGGUGGCAGAACCCAGCAGCCCUGCCGAGGAGGAGGAGGAGGAGGAGGAGGAAGGGGAGCAGUCCUCGCAGCCCAGGCCCCGCACGCGCUCCAACCCUGAAGGGGCCGAAGACCGGGCGCUGGGGGCCCAGGCCAGCGUGGGCAGCCGCAGCGAGGGUGAGGGCGAGGCGGCCAGUGCUGACGACGGGACCCCCAACCCUCCAGGAGCCGGCCCGAAGCCCUGGCAGGUGCCCCCGCCAGCCCCUGAGAUCCAGGUGCGGACGCCAAGGGUCAACUGUCCAGAGAAGGUGAUCCUCUGCCUGGACCUGUCGGAGGAAAUGGCCCUGCCAAAGUUGGAGUCGUUUAAUGGCUCCAAAACCAAUGCCCUGAAUGUCUCCCAGAAGAUGAUCGAGAUGUUUGUACGGACAAAACACAAGAUUGACAAAAGCCACGAAUUUGCGCUGGUGGUGGUGAACGAUGACAUAGCCUGGCUGUCCGGCCUGACCUCCGACCCCCGCGAACUCUGCAGCUGCCUCUAUGACCUGGAGACGGCCUCCUGCUCUGCCUUCAAUCUGGAAGGUCUCGUCAGCCUCAUCCAGCAGAAGACAGAGCUGCCGGUGACAGAGAACGUGCAGACCAUCCCGCCACCCUACGUGAUCCGCACCAUCCUCGUCUACAGCCGGCCGCCCUGCCAGCCCCAGUUCUCCCUGACGGAGCCCAUGAAGAAGAUGUUCCAGUGCCCGUAUUUCUUCUUCGACAUCGUUUACAUCCACAACGGCAGCGACGAGAAGGAGGAGGAGAUGAGCUGGAAGGACAUGUUUACCUUCAUGGGCAGCCUGGAUACGAAGGGGACCAGCUACAAGUAUGAGGUGGCACUGGCCGGGCCGGCCCUGGAGCUGCACAACUGCAUGGCCAAGCUGCUGGCUCACCCACUACAGCGGCCCUGCCAGAGCCACGCCUCCUACAGCCUUCUGGAGGAGGAUGACGAGGCCGCGGAGGCGGAGGCCACUGUCUGAGCCCUCCCUGCACACCCACCCUGCUCGCACAACGAAGCCCUUGGCUUCUCAUACAGGGCUCUGCGCGACACAGGGGAGGGAUUCCAGAAGGCACCCAGGGCACCUGGGGAGCCCUGGAAGGAAACCCAGGAUUCCAGGAAGCAGCCCAGGGACUCUGGGCACCCAUUACCCAUAUUUCCCAGCCCACAUCCCACUGCCAGUUUGUCAAGUGUGAUUUUUGUUGUUCCCUGUUAUUUUUGUUGCCAAAACAAAAAUUUGAGAAUCCACAGCAA
Messenger RNA from Equus caballus (horse), 1502 nucleotides. RefSeq names its product BRISC and BRCA1 A complex member 1 (gene BABAM1). NCBI's taxonomy places the organism in Eukaryota, Metazoa, Chordata, Mammalia, Perissodactyla, Equidae. Gene Ontology annotation, biological process: mitotic G2 DNA damage checkpoint signaling; positive regulation of DNA repair; double-strand break repair. Gene Ontology annotation, cellular component: BRISC complex; nuclear body; BRCA1-A complex. The record is from RefSeq and is a predicted model, not a curated record.